AGCGAUCGAUCCUUCUCCACCAGCUAGCCCAAAUCCUUAAAUCGCGUACCCCUGGCCACUCUUCGGAUCUCUGGUCCUGCCCAUCAGUCUUUCUUGCGAUGGCCGAGGAGAGGAUGACGGUGGUGGCGGCAGUGGUGAUGGUGGUUUUGCCAUUCCUGUGAGAUCUCGUGGUGCUCGGUUGGUUGGGACAUGGAAGGAAAGGGGGGCGAGGGAUUCGGAAUCGGAGCAAGAGGCGAUGGGUGCUGCCGCUGGGUGAUCAUCAGCGGGUUCUACUGCUGGGGCUGGGAGUUCUUGACUGCUCUCCUGCUCUUCUCGUGCCGCUGAUCUCAUCUUCCGACCAAAUCAGUUUGUUUUCCUGGUCUUACUCGUUUUGUUCUUUUCCUCUCUUCCUUCUUAAGAGAAGAAGAAAGAUAUUCGUUAGAAUUUUUUUUUUUUUUUGUCCUUCCUUUGCUCGUGGAGGGAUUAAGAAAGGGGAGGGGAUGGCAGCAAAAAAGGGUGGUCGUCAGAAUAAUAACAUCAAAAAUAGUUGUAAUAGUAAUGAUGGGAAUGGUAGGAGUGGGGGAGGAGGGCCAGCGCCGUUCUUGACGAAGACCUACCAGAUAGUGGAGGCAUGGGAGACGGAUGAGGUGAUAUCGUGGGCCGAGAAGGGGAGGUCGUUCGUGGUGUGGAAGCCGGUGGAGUUCGCAAGGGAUCUCCUCCCGGCUCACUUCAAGCACAACAACUUCUCCAGCUUCGUCCGCCAGCUCAACACCUACGGCUUCCGCAAGGUGGUGCCGGACCGGUGGGAGUUCGCGAACGAGAACUUCCGUCGAGGGGAACAAAGGCUCCUCUGCGAGAUCCGACGGAGAAAGGCGGCGCCGCCGCUGGCCCCGCCGGCUGGGAAAUCCAACGCUGGCCAACACAACCCUCAUCCGCCUUCUUCAACUUCCAACUCCGGCGAAGUUCACAGCUCCUCCUCCACCUCCUCCCCUCCACCGCCGCCGCCGCCGCAGCAGCAGCUCCUUGACCUGACCAACGAGAACGAGAAGCUGAAGAAGGAAAACAACAUACUGAGCAACGAGGUGGCACAGGCCAAGCAGCGCUGCGGAGAGCUCCUCGGAGUCCUCUCGACAUUCGUGGACGUUGGCAAGCUCGACAUUGGCCUUCUGAUGCAGGAAAAGGGACUGAUGGAAGCAGCGAUAUGGAGAGAAGAGCCAAUGAAGAAGAAAGGUGUAGAAGAGGAGGUGGGAAAGAAAGAAGAGGGACUGAAGCUUUUCGGCGUCUUGCUGAAGGGGUUCGAGGGGGAGGAGAGCAAGAAGACUAGGAGGGAGAAGAGGGGGCGGUGUGACGAGGGAGGAGAGAUGUGUGGGGCUGGGGAGAGGCCCAUGAAGAUGGGCUUCGAGGCCCCCUGGAUGGGGACGUCGACGCCGGUGCAGCAGGGCAGUAGAAAAAUCUACAACUGAGCUGAAACUUAGUGAAUUGCUGAGAAUUCUAUGUAUAUAAGCCCUGUAGUAAACAAGGAAAUGUCUGAAGUAAUAUGUAGUUGUAGGAAAAUGGAAUUGCGGGUGCAGCUCAAGGAAUGCCCCAAUAUUUUUCUUCAAAGUUAAAGGUAUGGAGAGAUUACGGUAUGAAACAGGGUGUGAAGUUGCACCAACAUGCCAAUGUUUAUCGGUUGGACUUUAUGUAAUGCUCGUUUUAUUGGGUAUCUAUGAGUACAUCUAAGCUUCCUCUGUUUUUA
Phoenix dactylifera (date palm) is the source of this 1717-nucleotide messenger RNA. RefSeq names its product heat stress transcription factor B-1-like. NCBI's taxonomy places the organism in Eukaryota, Viridiplantae, Streptophyta, Magnoliopsida, Arecales, Arecaceae. Gene Ontology annotation, cellular component: nucleus. The record is from RefSeq and is a predicted model, not a curated record. Gene Ontology annotation, biological process: regulation of transcription by RNA polymerase II. Gene Ontology annotation, molecular function: RNA polymerase II cis-regulatory region sequence-specific DNA binding; DNA-binding transcription factor activity.